Cyanistes caeruleus (blue tit) is the source of this 1479-nucleotide messenger RNA. The record is from RefSeq and is a predicted model, not a curated record. Lineage: Eukaryota; Metazoa; Chordata; Aves; Passeriformes; Paridae.
CCAGGGAAUUCCACGCCAGGGAAUUCCACACCAGGGAAUUCCACACCAGGGAAUUCCGCGCAUUCCCAUUCAUCGGGAAAUGUCAACAGCCAGUGGGAAGAGCGCUCUGGGCGCCCAGAACGAGGCUUGGGUGGGGGAAUUGUGGCAACAAGGUCUCACCACCGACCUUAAAGUGUCUGCUGGAAGAUCCAGCCGCCUCUGGCUUUGGUGCUGACCCCUCUUCCCUGCGCCCUCCAGCUGCUGAGAACAAGUUUGCCAAGUUCCUCCUGAGCUGCCUCAAGUGCUGCUUCUGGUGCCUGGAAAAAUUCAUCAAGUUCCUCAACAGGAACGCCUACAUCAUGAUCGCCAUCUACGGCACCAACUUCUGCACCUCGGCCCGGAACGCGUUCUUCCUGCUGAUGAGGAACAUCAUCAGGGUGGCCGUGUUAGAUAAAGUCACGGAUUUCCUCUUCUUCCUUGGGAAGCUCCUCAUUGUGGGAAGCGUGGGAAUCCUCGCCUUCUUCUUCUUCACCCAGCGCAUCAAGCUGGUCCAGGACACGGCGCCGCCGCUGAAUUACUACUGGGUCCCGAUUCUGACGGUGAUCGUGGGCUCCUACCUCAUCGCCCACGGGUUCUUCAGCGUGUACGGCAUGUGCGUGGACACCCUCUUCCUCUGCUUCUGUGAAGAUCUGGAGAGAAACGAUGGAUCUCUGGAGAGGCCUUACUACAUGUCCCCCGAGCUCAGCGAGAUCCUGCUGAAGGGGCAUCUAGAACCUUCCAAAAGCGCCGAUAGCCAAGGCUAGGGCCCAGCGCUGGCUGGAGGCCGCAGGACCCUCCCGGCCCCGACUCCCGCGGUGCUGCUCUGUCCCCCUGGAAUUCCUUCGUGGGUGGUGGACACUCAACGCCCGAUGGUGUCCAGUCUUCCUUCCUGCCCCAAAAAUCCGUGUUCCUGCAUGGAGAGAGCCCGGCUGGAGUCGGUUGGGGGGUCCCGGUAGCGCCCGGCGAGGGGUGCGGUGCCUGAGGUCGUGGUUUUUGUUCCCGAGGGUGGGCCGGCGUGGCUGGCACGAGGAAUCCAGCGUGGAGGGACAGGGGUUUGUGGGAUGGGCCGAGAGGGUUCUGCCGUCCCAAACUGGUCCCUGGGCGUUUCCUCCGUGUCUGCUUCAGCCAAGAGCAGAGAAACUUUCCUUGCAAUUUCCUCAUCCCUCUCCUUGCGAUUUCCUCACCUCCUUCCUUGCAAUUUCCUCACCUCUUUCCUUGUAAUUUCCUCACCUCCUUCCUUGCAAUUUCCUCACCUCCUUCCUUGUGAUUUCCUCACCUCUUUCCUUGCAAUUUCCUCACCUCUUUCCUUGCAAUUUCCUCACCUCUUUCCUUGUGAUUUCCUCACCCUUUUCCUGCCCUUUCCUCACCUCUUUCCUUGCAAUUUCCUCACCCUUUCCCUGCCCUUUCCUCACCCUUUUCCUUGUAGUUUCCUCACCCUUUUCCUGCCCUUUCCUCACCCUU